Messenger RNA from Pelodiscus sinensis (Chinese soft-shelled turtle), 1348 nucleotides. The record is from RefSeq and is a predicted model, not a curated record. NCBI's taxonomy places the organism in Eukaryota, Metazoa, Chordata, Testudines, Trionychidae.
GCUGCCACUGCCCCCAAGAUCUCAGCCAUCCGGAUGGCUCUGCAGAACUUCGACAUGAACUACAGCGUGCAGUUUGGCAGCCUGUGGCCCUCGAUCCGCGUCAGCCUCCUCUCGGAACAGAAAUACGGCGCCCUCAUCAACAACUUCUCUCACGCCGACAGAGUCAGCCAAGAGCUGGAACUGCUAAAUGCUGUGGAUUUUGUUUAUGAAUCUCAGAAAACAGUUCAGCGCGUGCAAGAGGAUUUGCCUGUAGAACAAGUCCGAGCCGAGGAAGCAGCGCCCCAAGAAAGCCACACUGAGCAGUUGUCUGUGGAAGAAACACAGACACCAGCAUUGCUUUCUCCAUCCAUCAGCCCCAACAUCAAGUGUUACACAUUCUCCAGAGGAGAUGUCAGUCGGUUUCCUCCUGCAAGACCCGACGCUUUUGGGACUCUCGACUACUAUCUGCUGGAUGCCGCGUCGCUCUUGCCUGUCUUGGCCCUCAACGUGCAGCCUGGGGACCUAGUUCUUGACCUCUGUGCCGCACCCGGGGGCAAGACUCUAGCUCUUCUGCAGACAGGGUGUUGCCGGCAGCUGGCCGCCAACGAUAUCUCGGCUUCCCGCAGUAGCAGACUGCGCAGAGUUCUCAGUAGCUACCUUCCCAAGAGCCUCAGCGCGGGCGUGCGUAUUACGUCCUGGGACGGAAGGAAUUGGGGGGACCUGGAGGGGGACACGUACAACAGGGUGCUGGUGGAUGUGCCGUGUACGACGGAUAGACACUCGGUCAUGGAAGAGGACAACAACAUUUUCAGUCGCCUGAGAUCGAAGGAGCGUCAGAUGUUACCGAUGCUGCAGAUGCAGCUGCUUCUCGCUGGGCUGCUCGCUGCCAGGCCGGGCGGGGAAGUGAUGUAUUCCACAUGCUCCCUGUCUCAGCUGCAGAACGAGUAUGUCGUGGAGAGAGCCGUUGAGAUAGCAGAAAUCGAACACAACAUCCGUGUCCGCGUUGAAGAUUUAAGCUACGUCAGGAGACUCUUCCAGGACACGUUUUCUUUCUUUGCAGACUGCAGGCUGGGCGAGCUAGUCCUUCCCCACCUCACGGCUAACUUUGGACCCAUGUACUUCUGCAAAUUACGCCGGGAACGGUAGGGGCGUCGGUUCCUUGACCCCUCUGAUCUCUGGGGGAGGGCCACUUCGCCGUUCCCCCCACCGAUUCUCUGCUGUGACAUUCGAACGGAGGGGAUCUCGCUCUUCCCAGUCUAGAAUGAAAUGCCCAGAGUUUCCAAAGAGAGAUGAACUUGCUUUGUGAACGCACCCAACGGGAUGUUUGCUGCCUUGCCGCAAACACGGAGAAUAAAUGAUGCCGGCAUGA